CUAAAUGUCCACAUUUCCAACAGUUUUCGACAGCAUGUGAAUGCAACACAAACAGAUAUAAAGCUAGCAGGCUAGCUGGAGAGCUAACAGCUUACAAACUAACAACUUUUCACAAGAGAAGACUGUAGAGAUGUUUAGGAACAAGUCUGCCUGGUUUUCCAGCAGUGUGCCACAGGCAUGCAACAACUUUUGGACAUCGGAGGCUGGGACCGUAGCUGGUUGGAGAACAGCAGAUUACCUCUUCAGUGAGGAUGCUACCUGUGAAGAUACUCUGAGGAUAUUUGAGAGCAAAGAUUAUCUUUGGAACAAAGUGGCGGUUUUUCACAGCUUGUUUCUGUCCGCCUGUGAGAAGCGGCAGAGUGUGAAGUCUGUGUGCAUCGGUCAUUAUGUGCUGCCUCCAGCCUCAGUACAGGAUGAGGUGAGACACGUGGUUGGGAGGUUGAUUUGGGAGUGUGAAGAUGAGCAGUCCGUGGCACAAGGUUUCCAUAAGAGUUUCAGUUGCCAGUCAGAAGACAAGUACAGUGACGUCAGCAAAAGCAAUUCUGAACCAUCUGACACAGACUCAUCAGAAAGUGAAGCCACUCUGCGUGCUCAUUAUCCAGUUAGUAACAUGCUCACAGGGUACGUCAGCAUGGACAACCUGCAGAAAUAUUCAGGUGAAGUGUGUGAUUUCCGUGCCGAAUGUUUCCGAUGCUCCGUCUGUAAAGCCCACUGCUGCCUCACAUAAACAAACAAGAUGAAAGCAUGUUGAAGAAGAACAUGUAGCUGUAGAUAAUGUACUGUCAGAUUAGUUAUUAUGUUUCAUAUUGCGGUAUGUGUACGGUAAUUGUGUACGCAGUAUAGAUGUAUAAACUGAAAUGAAAUAAAGCAAUGUAACAUGGCUGA
Molecule: messenger RNA, 885 nt
Organism: Sebastes umbrosus (honeycomb rockfish)
Lineage: Eukaryota; Metazoa; Chordata; Actinopteri; Perciformes; Sebastidae
Gene: terb2
Product: telomere repeat binding bouquet formation protein 2
Exons: 7
Coding region: 131-727 (198 amino acids)
Biological process (GO): meiotic attachment of telomere to nuclear envelope; homologous chromosome pairing at meiosis
Cellular component (GO): nuclear inner membrane
Source: RefSeq, a predicted model, not a curated record